Messenger RNA from Cannabis sativa, 2066 nucleotides. Its product is annotated as cytochrome P450 CYP749A22. Lineage: Eukaryota; Viridiplantae; Streptophyta; Magnoliopsida; Rosales; Cannabaceae. Gene Ontology annotation, molecular function: iron ion binding; oxidoreductase activity, acting on paired donors, with incorporation or reduction of molecular oxygen; heme binding. The transcript has 5 exons. The coding region runs from base 163 to 1719 and encodes 518 amino acids. The record is from RefSeq and is a predicted model, not a curated record.
CAACAAUCUUUGUUUUGUAACAAUAUAAUAGUAUAUAGUAAUAAGAUAUAGUAUAAUAUGGCAAUAAUGUCAUGUCCUAUAUUAUUGAAUUCUAAUGCUAAUAGCCUCAAAUUCUUUAUUAAAAACCUCAAACCUUGAAACCAUUACUUAGAAGAAAAUAAGAUGAACAUGAAAGGAGUGGGAGAUUUUACAACCAUAGUUUUGAUCUUUGUGUUUGUAUUUCUUCUUUUGGCUUUGAUCAAGAUCUUCCACAAUCUAUGGUGGGUUCCAACUCGAUUUCAGAAAUUUUUGUCUUUGCAAGGAGUCAAUGGUCCUCCUUACAAGUUCAUCCAGGGCAACACCAAAGAAAUAUUAACUAUGAUGAAGGCGGCCAAGGCCAAACCUAUAUCGGAGUUGUCAAAUUUUAUCUUUCCUAAACUUCAGCCUAAUAUUCAUUAUUGGGCCAACUUAUAUGGAAAAGUUUAUCUUCAAUGGUAUGGCACUCGAGCACUAUUGGUGAUUUUGGAGCCUGAAUUGGUGAAAGAGAUAUUGAUCAACAAAGAGGGAGCUUAUAUCAAACAAAAUUGGAGCCUAUAUGUGAAGAAAAUUCUAGGAGAUGGCCUUGCCAUGUCUCAAGGUGAAAAAUGGACAAAAAUGAGAAAACUUGCUAAUUUUGCUUUCCAUGGUGAGAGCUUGAAAGGUAUGACUCCAGCAAUGAUUGCUAGUGUUGAGACAAUGUUAGAGAAAUGGAAUUGUGAUGAAGGCAAAGAGAUUGAAGUGUAUGAAGAAUUUAGAUUGUUGACUGCAGAGGUUAUUUCUAGGACAGCAUUUGGGAGCAGUUAUAAGGAAGGCAGUGCCAUUUUUGAAAUGUUGGCUAAGUUGUCCUUGUUAGCAUCCAGAAACAUGUUAACAGUAAGACUUCCGGGGAUCAGUAAAAUUUUUAAGACCAAAGAUGAGAGAGAAGCAGAGAAGCUUGAGAAAACAAUUCACCAAUCAAUUGUAGAGUUGAUUAAGAAAAGAGAAGACAAAGUAAUGAACAAAGAUGCAGACAAUUAUGGGAAUGAUUUUCUUGGAUUACUAGUAAAGGCAAACCAUGAUGACAACAUAAGCCAAAGAAUUUCAAUAGAUGAUGUUGUUGAUGAAUGCAAGACAUUCUAUUUUGCUGGACAAGAAACCACUAAUAGUUGGCUUGCUUGGACUAUUCUCCUCCUAUCUAUCCAUACUGAGUGGCAAGAAGAAGCAAGGAAAGAGGUCUUCACUAUAUUUGGAAAACAAAAUCCAAACUUAGAUGGGAUACCCAAACUUAAAAUUCUGAAUCAGAUUAUCCAUGAGUCGCUAAGAUUAUAUCCUUCAUUAACUUCAUUAGCAAGAAAAACUAGAAAGGAAGUAAGAUUGGGACAUCUCAAUCUUCCAGCCAAUGCAAUUAUACUCAUAUCAAUUCUAUCACUUCAUCAUGAUCCUGAAAUAUGGGGACAUGAUUCUCAUCUUUUCAAGCCUGAGAGAUUUUCUCAAGGGGUUGCUAAAGCUACUAAGGACAACAUGGCUGCUUUUCUUCCCUUUGGAAUUGGACCUCGAUCUUGUGUCGGGAUUAACUUUGCCAUCAACGAAGCGAAAAUUGUUCUGACAAUGAUUCUGCAACGAUACAGCUUCACCUUGUCCCCAACAUAUGUCCAUUCACCACUUAGCAUUAUCACAAAUAGGCCACAAUAUGGAGUUCAAGUAAUGCUACAAUUAAUUUGAACCCUUACUUUGCUUGUACACCUCAUCUCUUCUAUCUCUUUUAAUAAUAUUGCAAAACACUUCCCAUUGGAGAAAUAUUUCUUAUUGGAGUAUUGUAAUGAUUUUGAAUAAGUUCUAAUCGUUAAUUCGUCAUUGAGAUGAAUUUUAGGUUGGUUCUUAGCUUUUGCGUUGUCUUCCGAUCUUAUUACUUGUGCCUCAUGUUGUUGUAACAUUUAGGUUGUCUGGCUGAUGCGAAAGCUUCGCAUCAGGCCAAUUAAGUAAUUUAGUCACUCUUUAUCCUUUCGAACUGUAUAACAACUUUGUGCCUAUGUUCAUCUUCUUUGAAGAUUAUAUUUGGAUUUUGUUCG